Molecule: messenger RNA, 2269 nt
Organism: Lampris incognitus (smalleye Pacific opah)
Lineage: Eukaryota; Metazoa; Chordata; Actinopteri; Lampriformes; Lampridae
Gene: klhdc10
Product: kelch domain containing 10
Exons: 9
Coding region: 97-1263 (388 amino acids)
Biological process (GO): positive regulation of stress-activated MAPK cascade
Molecular function (GO): protein binding
Source: RefSeq, a predicted model, not a curated record
UAUGAUUUGGGAUGUUUUUAUCACCGACGUGGGAAGAUUCCGUGUCCCCUUCGUAUAACGUUUCGGCCCUGGACUAGAUUGGAAAACGAGGAGACAAUGUCUGACGCCGACGAUGCUCGCAGUCCGGACCAGCUCAACAAAUUCGAGAGACUGACAGGGAGGCCACCGCACGAUGUAGUGCUGGCAGCCCAUCGUACACCACCUGCCCGGAGCGGGCAUCGCUGUGUGGCUGACAACACUAACCUAUAUGUGUUUGGGGGUUACAACCCGGACUACGAUGAGUCUGGUGGCUCGGAGAACGAGGACUAUCCGCUGUUCAGGGAGCUUUGGCGGUACCACUUUGCUACGGGCACCUGGCAGCAGAUCCGCACAGAGGGCUACAUGCCCACGGAGCUGGCCUCUAUGUCAGCUGUUUUGCAUGGCAACAACUUGCUGGUGUUUGGUGGCACCGGCAUCCCCUUUGGUGAAAAUAACGGGAAUGACGUUCACGUCUGCAAUGUCAAGUACAAGCGAUGGUCGCUGUUAAAUUGCCGGGGGAAGAAGCCAAACAGAAUCUAUGGACAGGCGAUGGCUAUUAUCAACGGCUUCCUUUAUGUGUUUGGAGGGACAACGGGCUACAUUUAUAGCACAGACCUGCACAGGCUGGAUCUCACCACCAGGGAGUGGAUCCACCUCAAGCCUAACAAUCCCCCAAACGACCUUCCAGAGGAACGGUACAGGCAUGAGAUAGCACACGAUGGACAGAGGAUCUACAUUCUGGGAGGGGGAACCUCAUGGACAUCAUACCCACUGGACAAGAUUCAUGCGUACAAUCUAGAGACCAAUUCCUGGGAGGAGAUUACAACUAAACCUCAUGAUAAAAUAGGGUAUCCUGCUCCAAGGAGAUGUCACAGCUGUGUGCAAAUACGAAAUGAUGUAUUUAUUUGUGGAGGUUACAAUGGGGAGUUGAUACUGGCUGAUCUGUGGAAGAUCAACCUGCAGUCAUUCCAGUGGAGUAAACUACCUGCGGUGAUGCCUGAGCCGGCCUACUUCCACUGUGCUGCCGUCACCCCAGCUGGCUGCAUGUACAUCCACGGUGGCGUGGUGAACAUCCAUGAGAACAAGAGGACAGGCUCCCUGUUUAAGAUCUGGCUGGCGGUGCCCAGCCUGCUGGAGUUGUGCUGGGAGAAACUUCUCAAGGCUUUCCCGCACCUUGCCACAUUCCCCACCAUGCAGCUACUCAACCUCGGCCUCACACAGGAACUUAUUGAGCGGCUUAAAUAGGCUGCACAGCAGAGACUGGAUAAAUGGAUAGACAGAGGGAUGGGAUGAAAGGAGAUGACUGUUGACAGAGCACAGGAUUUAUUUUAUGGAACAAUUCUCGGGGAAAGGACCCCCAUCCUUCCCCUGCCUGAAGUAGCCCCGCCUUAAAACCAAAAAACUAUGGGAUGCCUUUUAUUUUUCUUUCUUUCUUUGCACUUGAUAAGAUAAUUAGAGAAAACAAACGUGGAAUGUUUUGUUUUAUAGAUUUACUCAUAUCGCCAUGCCAUCGUUUACCCUGCCCGCUCCCACCACUUUGCCCCGCAACCUCUCCAUUUUUUUCCCGCCUUUUAUCUGCAACAAGGAUUCUCCUCGUUGCCUUUUUUUUCCUCCACCUCAUGAAUUAUCCUGUCUCAAAGGAAAGCUGCAUGUGUAUUUAUUUGAAAGACUAAAGCGUAUUUUCAUCAUCAGAUGAUGCUGUUUGCACAUUCGCAUACUUGUAGGCAUUUAAAUUUCAGCAGAGGCACAAAUGAGGCUGGACCGGCGUCCAGGUGGUGGUGUCUAGACUGUUGUAUCAGUGGAGGGCAGUCGUCAAACUGCCGGUCAGAAGUCGACGCCGUUCUUCUUUUGUCGUCUCCACUGUGUGGGUUCGCUGUCUAUGCGAAGAGCGGUCAAAUGCUGGGUUCACCAUAAUUCUUUUACAAUUUGAUUUUCUGCAAUACACAACUUGCUGUCUGCUUAAAACUACCACUAAACAAAAACUCAAGAGGAUGGAUAAAAGCUUUCAGCGCAUUGAUGCUUUAUUUAACAACUGCGCGUGUGUGCUUGCAGUUCUCAUUCAAGCAAACCAUACAUCACUGUGAAAUUGGUGCUCCUUAAAACAAUCUUAAAAAAAUAUUUUAUUCAAAUAAAAUCUAAUUUAAUUCUGUGGACAUUUUUACUUCCUGUUCAUGAAAUUUAAGUACUUUCACAGGAGAUUUGCCUUUUAGUAGCAGGCAAAUAAGUUACGUUCCUAUGAUGCAGUGCCUUU